AUGGCAUUGAAUCAGCUGAGGUUUCCAUAUGUUUCAGUUCUCUGUACUUUGGAGCUACUGAACAAUGGGUUUCUCCACAACGUUGCGGAUCGCCCAAAUCGUGAUUAUGGCCCACCAACUGGUUUGAAACCUCUUGGUAGUGUUGGUGUGAUAUGUGGAAGAAUGAAAAAGAUGGGUGAUUUAAGAGCAUAA
Sphenostylis stenocarpa is the source of this 192-nucleotide messenger RNA. NCBI's taxonomy places the organism in Eukaryota, Viridiplantae, Streptophyta, Magnoliopsida, Fabales, Fabaceae. The record is from the annotation of a GenBank genome assembly.